Messenger RNA from Sardina pilchardus (European sardine), 1093 nucleotides. RefSeq lists its product as uncharacterized. NCBI's taxonomy places the organism in Eukaryota, Metazoa, Chordata, Actinopteri, Clupeiformes, Clupeidae. Bases 114 to 926 code for a protein of 270 amino acids. The record is from RefSeq and is a predicted model, not a curated record. The transcript is spliced from 3 exons.
CUGUGUGCUGUAAAAUCAUUACUCUGUUUCUCUUGGGGGACUCUUACUAUUUGGUUUAAUUUCAUAUUGCGUCGGGUGAAUCUUUGACAGUCGACUAAGGCAAUUUCACCAACAUGGUCCCUCUGUCACUUUUAACUGCUGACCAGACAACGUGCCCUUGCACUCUGAGGGCCAGGAACAGCCCGCCUGCGUCCAGCACUCAGGAGCCCAGGCCUGUGGUGGCCGUGCUGCUCAUGAGGGGGGUCCGUGAUGACGUGCUGCUGGACCUCGAGCAACUCAUCACGGAGAGCGGUGAGCACGGCGACGAGAACACCACCCACCACUUCACCGCCAGCGUCUCAGACAACCAGCAGGAAGGCCUGAGAGACUCUGCGUCUGCCCAGUGCCCGGAUGCCGAGUCCAGGAUCGAGUUUCUGGGCUGGUCCAUGCCCUACCCGAAAGGCGUCCGAGUCCCAGACUUCCCCGACAGCGACAGGUACUGGGACUACAUCCAGUACGCUGAGGCGCUGGACCGUCUCCACAAGUCUCUGGCCCCAGGCACACCCUGCCGGAGCUGUGUGGAGAGACUGCAGGCCAUCUACGGGAUGGAGGCCAGACUGGACUGGAGUCUUCAGCUGAGCUCUGACGAGGAGUCGGCCACUGACGGCUCCAGAUUCUACUUCAGGCCGUGGGCUGAGGGCCCAGUGCCCCUUUACUACAAGACCGCCGGCAGGACCUGGCAUGAAUCCUGCUCGUCCAGCGAAGACACCUCCGACAUGACAGAUGUGGAGCUUUGGUCAGAGGCGUGCCAGAGGGGCGGGGAGAAGAGGGAGCGGCGCGCCUCACAGAGUCCACCAGGAGGCUCGGCCUCGGCCUCGGCCUCCCCUCUCUCCCCUAAGAAGAGGAUGCUGACCGACUGGAGGCCAGCAGAGGACGACUCCGACUAGCACCAAACUUCUGGCACAGCGACCAGGCCGGUGAUCGGCUUUGAUUACAUUUUCAAAAAUGAUCUUCAUUAGCAAUCCAACAGACUGACCAUCAACGCAGUCAGUUUUGAUUCUUAAUCUUUGAAGAGUUUUUAAUCUUUCUAAGACUUUAACCAUAUUCUUCAAAA